GAUCAAAUCAAUGCUCGAGAGCUUCUUAGACCGGCGGCAACGCGGUUUGCCACUUCAUUUUUGACUUUAUCAAGCAUCCAUAAGCAGAAGAAUAAUCUAAGGAAGAUGUUUUGCUCUGAAAAGUGGGUGGAAAGCAAGUGGGCAAGAGAUCCAAAGGGCAAAGCGGCGGAGAGGACAGUUAAAAUGACUAACUUUUGGAAUAAUGUUGUUCGUGUUCUCAAGCUCACGGGUCCUCUUGUUCGUGUUUUGAAGCUUGUUGAUAACGAGCGGAAGCCGACCAUGGGGUUUAUUUAUGAGGCUAUGGAUAGAGCUAAAGAGGCUAUUGCAAAAGCCUUUGGUGAUGAUGCAAGCAAAUAUUCAGAGGUAUUUAAGAUGAUUGAUAAGAGAUGGAAUGUUUAGUUACAUCAUCAUUUGCAUGUUGCAGGGUUUUACCUUAAUCCAAUUUUUUUCUAUGCCCACCCUAACAUUCAAGCCGAUAUGGAGAUCAUGAAAGGCCUCUGGGAAGUCAUUCAAAAGCUUGUGCCACAACAGGAUCAAGAUAAAAUUUCUCAAGAGUUGACUUUAUACAAAGAAGCACAAGAUCUAUUUGGCAUGCCUAUAGCUAUUAGAAACCGAGAAAAGAAAUCUCCAGCUGAUUGGUGGGAUUCUUACGGUGCAGCAGCUUCGGUUCUGCAGAAACUUGCUAUAAGGAUCCUUAGUCUCACUUGUAGCUCCUCUGGGUGUGAAAGAAACUGGAGUACUUUUGAACAAAUACACACCAAGAAGAGGAAUAGGUUGGACCACAAUAGGUUGCAAGAUCUAGUAUAUUGCAAAUAUAAUCAAGCUUUGAAGGAAAGAUUUGACUGCAUGGAUAUUGUUGAUCCAAUCAAGUUGACUGACAUAGAUAAAAGCAACGAGUGGUUGUUAGGUCAAUUUGGAGAGGGCAACAAUGCGGAAAAUGACUUGGUGGAUGAGGAGGAUGACCUUAGAUGGGGUGUUGUAGGUGAAGCAACUGGAGUUGAAGAAAAUUGGGGACCUACUUUAAGGUCUACUGCUACUGCUAGGGUUCGAGGAUCUUCAAGUGGUAUUGCUUCGUCAUCUAGGAGGAGUGAGCCAGACUCGGAGGAUGAAGAUGAGUUUAAUGAAGAAGAGGAGGAAACUGAGGAUGAGGAGAUUCCACUUCAGUCGGAUGACGAUGAUGAUGAUGAGGAUGACUAGAAACUUUGAUAUUUUGCUACUUGCUUAUUUUAUUUCGUAGACUUUUGCUCAUGUUGGAUAUUAUCUUACAUUGUGAUUUGUGAAAACAUAUGAACUUCUUUAUGUUAUGCAUGCUAAUUAAGACUCUUUCUUGAUUUAGUAGGUGAAAUUAUAUUUCUUAGUCUUUUUAUGUGAUAAUUUAUAAAAAUGUU
Asparagus officinalis (garden asparagus) is the source of this 1388-nucleotide messenger RNA. RefSeq lists its product as uncharacterized. NCBI's taxonomy places the organism in Eukaryota, Viridiplantae, Streptophyta, Magnoliopsida, Asparagales, Asparagaceae. The record is from RefSeq and is a predicted model, not a curated record. The transcript is spliced from 3 exons. Bases 478 to 1197 code for a protein of 239 amino acids. Gene Ontology annotation, molecular function: protein dimerization activity.